This is a messenger RNA of Piliocolobus tephrosceles (Ugandan red Colobus), 1137 nucleotides long. Its product is annotated as transketolase-like protein 1. The record is from RefSeq and is a predicted model, not a curated record. Gene Ontology annotation, molecular function: transketolase activity; thiamine pyrophosphate binding. Lineage: Eukaryota; Metazoa; Chordata; Mammalia; Primates; Cercopithecidae. Bases 30 to 500 code for a protein of 156 amino acids. The transcript has 4 exons.
AAACCAUGGUUCCAUUUAUGUCCUAGGGGAUGUGCUUCAUUCGGACCACCCGACCAGAAACUAUGGUUAUUUACACCCCACAGGAACGCUUUGAGAUCGGACAGGCCAAGGUUCUUCGCCACAGUGUCAGUGACAAGGUCACAGUUAUUGGAGCUGGAAUUACUGUGUAUGAAGCCUUAGCAGCUGCUGAUGAGCUUUUGAAACAAGAUAUUUUUAUCCGUGUCAUCGACCUGUUUACCAUUAAACCUCUGGAUGUCACCACCAUCAUCUCCAGUGCAAAAGCCACAGAGGGCCGGAUCAUUACAGUGGAGGAUCACUACCCGCAAGGUGGCAUCGGAGAUGCUGUCUGUGCAGCCGUCUCCAUGGAUCCUGACAUUCAGGUUCAUUCGCUGGCAGUGUCAGGAGUGCUCCAGAGUGGGAAGUCCGAGGAAUUGCUGGAUAUGUAUGGAAUUAGUGCCAGACAUAUCAUAGUGGCCGUAAAAUGCAUGUUGUUGAACUAAAAUAGCUGUUAGCUUUGGUCUUUUGGCCUCUUUACCCUUUGUUUGUGUUUGUUCCAAAACCUCAUUUAAAUCUAUACUGUCAGGCUUUGUUUCUUAAAAGCAAAGCCAGCUAACACCUUCUUUCAUCCCUAGUUCGGAAAUUCAAGCUAACUACUUAUCCUUUAAACGGUGACUAUGUAUGCAAGUACCACUGUAAUUUUUGAAUCAUUAAAGGGAGUUACACAACUUUAAGUGAAAAAAAUAGGUAAAAAAACAACCACCUGAUAGUAAGUUUUCUGAUGAGACUAUAGAUAAGUGGUAGAGGUCAUCAAUUCUUCAAAAGUGUUUUCCUUCGUAACUGGUAGAGGUAAUAGUUUUUUCAGUGUAUUUCCUUCAUGAGUAAAGAAAAUGUGAAUUGAAGUAUAGAUUGCAGUAGCCUAGGUUCCACAGCACAAUAACACCACCUACCGCUGUUCCCACCUUGGAAUUCUGUGCCAUGCCACCUGCAGCCACCCUGGAAUUCCCUUCACUGUUUGCCUCCACAGUUGAGAGGUUGUCAGGCAGCAGCGAAAGCUCGUUAGGAUGUCCUGUACUGCUUGUGACGAAGGUCUCCACACUGUACUGUUCAAGUCAAUGUUAAUAAAGCAUUUCAAAACCA